GCAGGAAGUGAGACAGUACACACGUGCGAAGAAGAGCGUCGCCUGAAUGAAAUACUGUAACGUUAGUUGCUAGGUCACUUAAAUGACCACAUUAGUGUUGGGUUUAAGUGUAGUGUAGUUUCUAAACACCCUGUCACCGGGAAUUAUCCUCAUUGUUGUGGUAAAUGGCGGAGUGUGCAGAAGACAGUGAUGCGGAGAGCAGAAUCAGUUAUGGAGAUUAUAUUGUGCUGAAGAGAGGAGACGUCUUCAAAUCUGUGCAGGUCGAGAAUAAAAAAAAGGUGAUUUUUGAGAAGCAAUGGUUCUUCUUGGACAAUGCAGUCGGUCAGCUGUACGGGACGAUGUUUGAAAUUGAAGCCGGUGGUUCGCUCCGAGUGAAGAUGGUGAAGCGUGCCGGGAGCUCUUUGAGUAAUGAUGAUUCUAAGGAAGCAGGCCAAGAUAACAGACAUAUAGUGGAUGACGGCAGAUCACAAAAACUGACCAGAGAUGAUAUCGAAACGCUGAAAGAGCAAGGGUUAAAGGGCCAGGAGAUCGUUCAGCAGCUCAUAGACAACAGCACGACAUUCAAGGACAAAACUGAAUUUGCUCAGCAGAAAUACAUCAAGAAGAAAAAGAAAAAGUAUGAAAGUGAUAUUACAUUUCUAAAACCCUCCACUCGACUCCUUGCCAUGAUGUACCACGGCAGAGAACCUGGAAAAAUAUGUCACCUACGCUAUGAUACUUUGGCACAAAUGCUCACUUUGGGCAACAUCCACGCUAGCAGUAAGAUCAUUGUUUUUGAGACCUGCGCCGGACUCGUUCUUGGUUCUGUGAUGGAGAGGAUGGGAGGUUAUGGCUCAGUGAUUCAGAUGUAUCCCGGCGGUGGGCCGACCAGAGCCGGCAUGGAGAGUUUCGGUUUUCCGUCAUCCUUCCAUGAGACGCUGCACGAGUUUCCGAUGUGUAAGGUUAACGCUCUGCUGGCGGGAACUCUGGAUUUAUCAGAGAAGGACACGGACUCUCGGACCGAUGGGAGCAGGGACGGACAGGUGCAUUCUUCUCAGCAAACCUCAGGUGUGUUUGAGGAAGGGAACACAGAACCUCAGCGCAUGGAAGUCAGCAUUGACCCGGAAGAGGAAAUGAAGAGAGAAAAACUGAGACAACAGCGGGCACAAGAAAAGAAAGUGAAGAUGGAGGAAAGGAGGAAAAAACUGACCUCAGCUUCUGCACUGCUGCAGAGUCGAGAUGCAGACGGGUUGGUCAUUGCUAGUCGCUUCCACCCUUGUCCCGUGUUAAUGCGUCUGCUGAAGUUUGUGGCACCAUCACGGCCGUUCGUAGUGUACUGCCAGUACAGAGAGCCUCUGAUCGAGUGUUAUACACAGCUCAGGGAACAAGGCGGAACAAUAAACCUCAGAUUAACAGAUUCCUGGCUCAGGCGGUACCAGGUGCUGCCCAACAGAACCCAUCCGGUGCUGCUCAUGAGUGGAGGCGGCGGGUAUCUCCUGUCCGGGACCACGGUUGCCAAAUCUGUUAAUCAACAGAAAUCGGAGGAGCCAGCUGCUAAGAGGCUGAAACUGGAUGUGAGCAGUCCGUCAUGUGAAAGCACGACCUAGCAGCUUAACUUAUUUAAAUAAGAUCACACAUUCAGGCACUGAGUGUGAUGUUUUGAUUUGUGUUUAUCUGGAAAAUGUAUGAAUGUUUUAAAAGGAUCAAAAUGACCCCGUAACACGCCGCUUUAUUUUCUGUAUCGGUUGCAAGAGUUUGUUUAAGGUCAUUUUUUAUUUUAGGAAUUUUCCUGGCUGUCUUGUUUAUUUUUUUAGGAAUAGGUUUAGUAAAUCAUCGCAUAAGCGGACACUAAAUUGUGUUUUUAUCAUUUGUUUGAAAGCUACUGAUAACCACAUUUAUCAGCUUUGGUCCCAUAACAACACAUUUUAUUAGAUGCAAACAGUCAGGAAUGCAGAGAAUCUAUUAUAGGCCAACGGCGAUUGUAAAACACGUACUGAAACUUGGAACAUUGAGUAGCAUGCUGUUAAACCCUUCAUUUCAGAUUUGCAAUUCAUAUUAUUAUACAGGCAUUUUGUUUUCUGUGAUCUUUUAGAAUAAGCAAUAAAGUUAGAAAGGAUAUCA
Molecule: messenger RNA, 2100 nt
Organism: Triplophysa rosa
Lineage: Eukaryota; Metazoa; Chordata; Actinopteri; Cypriniformes; Nemacheilidae
Gene: trmt6
Product: tRNA methyltransferase 6 non-catalytic subunit
Exons: 11
Coding region: 165-1586 (473 amino acids)
Biological process (GO): tRNA methylation
Cellular component (GO): tRNA (m1A) methyltransferase complex; nucleus
Source: RefSeq, a predicted model, not a curated record